CAAUGAAGAACAGCACUUUGUCCUCUGAUUUUAUCCUACUUGGACUUCUGGUGAACAGUAAGGCUACAGGAAUUGUCUUCACGGUUAUCCUUGCUAUUUUCACCGUGGCUGUAACUGCAAAUUUGGUCAUGAUAUUUUUAAUUCAAGUGGACUCACGCCUUCACACCCCAAUGUACUUUCUGCUGAGCCAGUUGUCCAUCAUGGACACACUUUUCAUUUGUACUACUGUCCCAAAGCUUCUGGUUGACAUGCUAUCCCAAGAGAAGACCAUUUCCUUUGUGGCCUGUGGCAUCCAGAUAUUUCUCUACUUAACCAUGAUUGGCUCAGAGUUUUUUCUUCUAGGCCUCAUGGCCUAUGACCGUUAUGUGGCUGUCUGUAACCCUCUUAGAUACCCAGUUCUGAUGAACCGCAAGGUAUGUCUCCUUCUGGCUGCUGGUGCCUGGUUUGGUGGCUCUCUUGAUGGAUUUCUGCUCACCCCCAUCACUAUGAAUGUUCCCUAUUGUGGUUCCCGUAAUAUCAACCAUUUCUUCUGUGAGAUCCCUGCAGUUCUCAGACUUGCCUGUGCAGACACAUCCUUGUAUGAAACUCUGAUGUACAUCUGUUGUGUACUCAUGCUCCUCAUCCCCAUUUCUAUCAUCUCCACCUCCUACUCCCUCAUCUUAUUAACUGUCCAUCGUAUGCGCUCUGUGGAAGGCCGGAAAAAAGCUUUUACCACUUGUUCAUCCCACUUGACUGUUGUGAGCAUUUUCUAUGGCGCUGCUUUCUACACAUAUGUGCUGCCCCAGUCAUUCCACACCCCUGAGAAGGACAAGGUAGUGUCUGCCUUCUAUACCAUUGUCACACCCAUGCUCAACCCGCUGAUCUACAGUCUGAGGAACAAGGAUGUCAUGGGUGCAUUUAAAAAGAUAUUUGCUCGAUGCUCAUCUGCUCAGAAAGUAGCAACAAAUGACACAUAGA
This is a messenger RNA of Chrysochloris asiatica (Cape golden mole), 957 nucleotides long. Its product is annotated as olfactory receptor 2T11-like. NCBI's taxonomy places the organism in Eukaryota, Metazoa, Chordata, Mammalia, Afrosoricida, Chrysochloridae. The coding region runs from base 3 to 956 and encodes 317 amino acids. Gene Ontology annotation, cellular component: membrane. Gene Ontology annotation, biological process: G protein-coupled receptor signaling pathway. The record is from RefSeq and is a predicted model, not a curated record. Gene Ontology annotation, molecular function: G protein-coupled receptor activity; olfactory receptor activity. The transcript has a single exon.